Molecule: messenger RNA, 1531 nt
Organism: Cercospora beticola
Lineage: Eukaryota; Fungi; Ascomycota; Dothideomycetes; Mycosphaerellales; Mycosphaerellaceae
Gene: CCL1
Product: TFIIH complex kinase subunit CCL1
Biological process (GO): regulation of transcription by RNA polymerase II; regulation of cyclin-dependent protein serine/threonine kinase activity
Cellular component (GO): nucleus; transcription factor TFIIK complex
Molecular function (GO): cyclin-dependent protein serine/threonine kinase regulator activity
Source: RefSeq, a predicted model, not a curated record
GAGAAAGCAAGCGCAAGCGCCGCCAUCUCCGACAUGCGUGCACCACCACCGCCGCUGCCCGCUCCACCUGCACCAUGAGCUCCACAAUCGACGAGGACGAGUUAUACCGCCGCUCGACGCAGUAUCGCCACUGGUCCUUCUCGCCUGAGCAGCUCGUCGCCCAGCGUCGCAAGACCCACGAGCUCGCCCUUGCCCGAGCUCAGAAGUACAUCGGCCAGCAGAAUGGCCACGCGACACCACCCGGAUGCCUCACGGCGGAGGAGGAAUUGCAGCUCGUGCAGGCAUACUGCGAGGUGAUGCACAAGACGGGCGUGCUCCUCGGGUGGCCUGCGCAUGUCUUCACUACAGCCAUCCAGUACUUCAAGCGCUUCUACUUGACCAACAGCUGUAUGACAUAUCCGCCUAAGGAAAUCUACAAAACCGUCAUGUUCCUCGCCAGCAAGACCGAAGCCACCCACACGCCGCUGUCCAAAUUCUCGAAAUCGAUCAGUGCCGAUCCGGAAGUCGUACUGGCGCCAGAGUACAAGGUCAUGCAAGCUCUACGCUUCAUGCUCGAUGUGCGGCAACCAUACAGAGGCUUGAAGGGAGCGUUGAUCGAGCUACUCAAUAUGACAGAGGGGUUGGUGGACGAAAUAGUACAACAAAGCGGCGAGGAGGUACAGCAGGGCAUGCUCGCUCUGAGAGCACCAGAUUCCGCCAACAAGACACAAUUCUCCAUGCCAAAUGGGAGCAAUGGCCGCAUAGAACAAAAGCAGUUGGUGGAGAGGGUGCAAUUGGCAUAUGCAGCAGCAAAGAAUCUCCUCGACAGAGAGGCUUCACUAUCCGAUGCAUACUUCUUGUACACGCCUUCACAAAUCCUCUUCGCGGCUUUGCAUGUCGCGGACACACCGCUCCUCACCUACUUCCUGGACACAAAAAUUCCACUUGGGCUACCCUCGCGAUCGAAGAUAUUGGCUACCAUCGAAAGCUGUGCGGUGAUGAUUGCCUCUUUCAGCACGAGCACAAACAUCAGCAAAGAACAGCGUGCGGGUCUAGAGAAGAAGUUGGAGGGUUGUCGUGAUCCCACCACGAAAGAUCUGGUCAAAGUGGCAGCUGCGGUAAAACGCAACGGCGCGGAAGAGGGUGUCAUGGACGAGGAGAAAGCUCGAAAGAUCAAGGCCGAGAGGGCAAAGAAUGAGAAAGACAUGAAUGAUCUUUUUGGCCCAACUUUAGGUGGCCCCAAAGCGGGCGGAUGAAGGAGAAUCCUGCUCCAAGGAAGGAAUAUGCAAUCGAUCACUAGCACGGCAAGACCCGGCGUGCAGAGGCGUGGAGAUCACAGCCGGACCUGCGCGUGACGACUGCCAUCAGAAUCACAGUCACUCUGGCUUGUCGUGCCGACGAUGCGCGUCCUCACUGGUCAAUGUUGCCCAUGAGCCAGCGGGAGGCGUGUCACAGCGCAAAGGUAUGAUGCUUCGGGCAGCGUCAGCAUACUUAUCGAUGGAAGUCACCUCUCGGUGACUGCUCCUACUGGUGUAGAUGGACAGGUCCUCGC